AACAUGAAAUAAGGAGGACGCUCCUACCUACCACUGUUAAAUAACUCAACCUUUAGGUCCACCUUUGGCCCAUCAAAGUUCCUUCGGAGUACAUGGAAGAGGACGUGGAGGGGGGUAUGCACGACGAAUAACUCAGCAGUGACAGGUUAGAUCUUACUCUUGGAACGGUGACCGAGCAAAGACGUCAAUUGGACAUGGCUGGGUACAAGCCGAAGGUGAUUUCUCUGACCAAGAGGCCGGGUCAAACCUUUGGCUUCUACUUGAGGAUAGAGCACGAUGAGGAGGGUCACCUGAUCCGCUGCCUGGAGAUGGGAGGUCCGGCUGAGCUGUCGGGCAUGAAAGAUGGGGACCGUGUCCUUCGAGUGAAUGGCAAAUUCGUCGAUGGGCUUUCGCAUUCUGAGGUGGUGGAGUUGGUGAGGAGCAGCGGGGCCACAGUCACCUUUCACACUCUGGAUGAAGCUUCUUACAAGCAGGCCAAGAUGCAGGGGGUCAACCUGGGGGAGCCUCACCGCACGCCAGAGGUUAACAGUACCAACCAGCACGCCCCGAAACCAAGACUCUGCUACCUGGUCAAGUCCGGCUCGGACUAUGGCUUCUCUCUUCGUUCAGUCAAAGGCGAGCAGGGCGUGUUUGUGUCGGAGGUGGUGCCAGGCAGCGUGGCGAACCGGGCCGGCGUCAAGCUCAACGAUCGCUUGGUGGAAGUGAACGGCGAGAAUAUCGAGUUGUACAAGCACGAAAAAGUGGUGGACAAGGUCAAGAGAGCGGGCGAGAGCCUCAUGUUUCUGCUGGUGGACGACGAGACUGAUCGGUACUUCCGCAACAUGAACAUGAAGGUCACCUCUCACUUGGCCACGACCAUGUGCCUCCCUUACGAGCCUCGCAUUGUCAACUUGACCAAAGCGCCCGGGGGAUACGGCUUCUUGCUCAAGGAGGAGACCAGCAUGAGUGGACAUGUAAUCACAGAAAUUGACAGAGGCAGUCCAGCGGAGGGAGGAGGUCUCAAGGACAUGGACAGGUUGGUGGCUGUAAACGGACAGCAAAUGGACAUGAGAUCCCACGAGCAAGUGGUGGACGCCAUCGGGCAGAGCGUCAACAAAUGUUGCCUGCUCGUGGUGGACAAGGACACUGACCUCAUGUAUGCUCAGGGUAAAGUGUCACCGAUGCUGUUCUGGGAGGAGAAGAAGGACUCUCUUUCUCCACCCAGUUACUCUGAAGCUAUCACCUUCCCCGUCCCGUUUAAGCCACCCAUACCCGCUCAGGAGAGGAAGAAAAAUGACGAAAUAGAGCUUAAACCUAAAUUGUGUAAAAUGGAGAAGACGGCUGCCGGAUUCGGUUUUCAUCUCAACGGCAUCCAGGGUGUAUUGGGACAGUACAUUAAAGACGUGGUGAAAGGCGGCGCCGCCGACCUGGCCGGCUUGAAGGAUGACGACAUUGUGGUGGAGGUCAACGGGAAGAAUGUGGAGCAAUGCACACACGAGGAGGUGGUGGACAAAAUCCACGGCACGGGCAACUACCUGGAGAUGCUGGUGGCCACCAAGAACGUCUACGUACAGCUCAAUGCCAGAGGGACGGCCAUCACGCGUCAGCUGCUCGGCGAGACGUCGCAAGCACAAGUCCACAGUGAAGAUCAGGAGACUGCACCAGUUAAAGAGAGGACCUCUUCUGUGUCUUCAUCUUCAUCUUCUCAGAGUAUGGAUGAGAGACUUUGAGAAACAACAACAUAUUAAAUGUUCUUUUUUCCUAACAAUCCUUGUCAGCGGAUUACAAAAAAAAAACAUUUAUCGUCACCAGUACUACAAUUUUUCACAUGACAUGUUUACAUGUUAAACUUAACUAAUUUCAACAGUUGUUUUUUUGCAAACACCAAUUUCAAGGAAAUU
This is a messenger RNA of Syngnathus typhle (broad-nosed pipefish), 1880 nucleotides long. It is a transcript of the gene pdzk1, whose product is annotated as PDZ domain containing 1. Gene Ontology annotation, molecular function: protein binding; protein-membrane adaptor activity. The transcript is spliced from 8 exons. NCBI's taxonomy places the organism in Eukaryota, Metazoa, Chordata, Actinopteri, Syngnathiformes, Syngnathidae. Gene Ontology annotation, cellular component: apical plasma membrane. Gene Ontology annotation, biological process: protein localization to plasma membrane. The record is from RefSeq and is a predicted model, not a curated record. The coding region runs from base 195 to 1709 and encodes 504 amino acids.